CCCCUCCCCGGGGCGGGACCACAAAAUGCCUUAAAUUCGGGGUGGGUGUGAUGGGAGCAUCUUCGACCCAGAGGAAAAGGACAGCUGACGGCCUGAAUCUGCGUCGCCUGGAAGCCCCACAGAUCGAGGGAAGCCCCCAUCCCUCCCAGCAAUGCUGAAGACCAAAGUUGCCCCCCUGCUGCUCCUCCUCCUGGUGGGGUUUGCCGCCUGUGAAGAGAGGGAAGUGACUCCCUGCAGCAAGAAAGGCCGCGAGUGCUUCUCCUACACGCUCGUCUGCAACGGCUCCGGCUAUGAGGCUCGGAUCUACCAGCCCUCCGUCUGGGUGGCGACCCGCGUCAACGACGGCUCGGCUUACCUCCCGGCCCUGAUCCAGGGCUUCUGGCGGCUCUUCCGCUACAUCCAAGGGAAAAACGCGGCGGGGGUCCACAUCCCCAUGACCGGCCCGGUGCUGACCCGAGUCCGGGACGACCCUGAGAGCCGCGAGUUCGAGAUCUACUUCAUGCUGCCGGAGGCCUUUCGGGGGGACCCGCCCGCCCCCACCGAGGAGACGGUCUUCGUGGAGCGCUUCCCGGAGCUGCGCGUCUACGCGCGCGUCUUCGGCGGCUGGAUGACGGACGCCACCCGCUUGGCGCAGCUGCAGUACCUGGACGGGCAGCUGAGCGCGCACGGGCGCCCCCUGCAGGCCGGCCGGCACUACACCGCUGGCUACAACAGCCCCAUGGAGAUUUUCAACAGGCGCAACGAAGUCUGGCGAGAGGCGGAGGGAGAGCUGAGCUGCAGCCCCGCCCUCGAGGAAUAAUUGUUUGCGACCCCCAUCAAGGACGCCCACCCCCCCUCGUCUUCUUCCUGCCCCUGGAGCAACUGCACCCCCCCCCAGCUUGAGGAACCUGGGAGUGGGAUGUACCCCUCCCUCCUUGAAUUUCAGGGGUUGGGCUAGAUGAGCUUUUGGGGUCCCCUUCCACCCCUUCCUAUUGCCCCAAGGACACAGGGGAGCUGCUUCUUCACCGGUCAGAGUUCUGCCUGUCUGUUCAGAGGCAGGCCGUCUCCUGCAGGCAAAAGGGUCUAAUGCGGCUUCCAUCCUCCUGAGUUUCCCCCCCCCCGCCAUAGAAGUCUAUAAUGGGGGGGGGAGCUGGAAGGGGUCCCCAGAGGCAAUGUAGUCCACCCUCUCCUUGCCGGCAGAGCCCUAAGUUUCUCUUCACGCUCAACAUGAACUGCCUGCCACUCCCUGUCCCAACCGUUCAGGAGACGUUCGCUGCUCACCCCACACCCAAAUAUGCUGGCGGAGGCUGAGAAAGGGGGGGGGCGGUAUUCUGCACCCCUCUGCAAAAGGAAGACAUAUCACCCAGGAAUCACCCGUGAAGGAAAUAAAUCGCAUUAGCAAAGGAAA
Zootoca vivipara (common lizard) is the source of this 1387-nucleotide messenger RNA. RefSeq names its product heme-binding protein 2. NCBI's taxonomy places the organism in Eukaryota, Metazoa, Chordata, Lepidosauria, Squamata, Lacertidae. The record is from RefSeq and is a predicted model, not a curated record.